CUGUCUCUCUCUCUUCUGUCUCUUCUGUCUCUUCUGUCUCGUCUCACUCGUGCCACCCGUAUCAUCUCGAUAUCAUACCGCACCAUAGCAUAGACUAUCGCAGCAUAAAAUAGCACACCCUGCCGUCUCACUCACUCAGUCACUCCCUCCCUCCCUCCCCCCCUUCGCCCACAGUCACUUCCAGACAUCAGCAGCAACAUAAGCACCAAGACCCUGAGCUAACCCGCUUUCUUCUCUCAACGCACUCCCCGCACUCCCCGCACACACCGAGACAAGAAAGAAUGAUAUCCAUCCCAUCCGCCCCACGGGUCUUCCACCCCACCCUCGGCACCACCGCCACCAGUGCUGCCUCCUCUUCUCCUUCUUCUCCUUCUUCUACUACUGCCAUCGCCGCCACCGCUGUCUCCAUCGGGUCUAAUCACGCCUCAUCCAUUUCUCACACCUCCCUUCCAGACGCACUCAGCCGAGGCGAUGACCCUACUGCCGCCAACAGCAAGUCAACGGAAUGCAAGCGACCAACCCACUACCAUGUCCACUCUCAUUCCUCGCGUCAGGUCCAGCUCACGGACGAGAUCACAGCCAGGGACAUGGCCCUCUCCAUCAUCCAAGCACAGUAUCAUAUCUACCACACCGAUCUCUCCGGCUACCUCGCCGGUGGAGCCAUGGUCCAGGAUGUCCUCACGAAAUACGCCCUCGGAGGAACACCCAAGGACCUGCACCAGACCUACAAGCGCUUCAGACAGGACAAGGAGCGCAUCCCUCCCGCACCAACCAUCACCAUCACCACCCGCAACUGGCGCGACUGGCUUGGUCACAAGAGCUACUAUCACGACUACCUUGACUUCUUUGAUCAUGAGCUGCAACAGCUGGAAGAGGCGGCAUUGUUGAAACAAACCUCAACAUCUUCAUCAACAUCGCCGUCAACAGCAGGAGCAGCACUACAGCCAUUGACAACUUCGUGGUCAGUGUCUUCGCCCUCACCCAUGGAAGAGUCCAUGGCCAGGAUGGUUUCAGAUUACCUGACGCCACUAAUCCCUGGUCUGUGUGCCUCUACAGGACCACUGAUCCAUCUUGGCUAUGGAGUUGAGUUUGGAUCGCGUUUGGCCACAGCAGAGGGACUCGCCUACGCAUGUGUCUCGUAUCAGCCUGCAACCACAUGCUUCAUUCCUUCAUCAGCAUCCUCAUCCUGGGGAUCGACACCGUCCUCAAAGACAGGCUCAAGUGCAGUUCAGAAGGCAUCCCCCACAGUCGCUAUCUUGAAUAUGAUCAGGAACGACAAACGAUUGGAUGGCAUGUUCGAUGCUGGUUUCCAGGCCAAGCUGAAUGUCGUCAUGAGUUCCCGUGUGAGUCUUCUAAAGAGUUAUCUGGGCAUGUGGACAAGUCAAGUCCAUUCAGUGUCAGAGGCACUCUUGGAUCUCUCUCGAACGACCAGCUUAUUGCUCUUCACAGCGACGAAUCGGUUUGGAGACGAGCAGCAAUUGGACAAGUGCCUCGCCAAUAUCCUGCUUGCGACCCAUGCGGCCCGUUUCCUGGUCAAGAUACUGCCAUCGGAGCAGGAGAAGGAGCAACUGUUGAAGGCGAUCUGGAUGUCGUUGGUGGCGACCUAUGUGGUACAGGGUCGACCAAAGGUGACGGCUCGGUCUGGAUCGUCGUCAUUGCCUCUCAUGACCGAUGUGUGCCCGUUGGAGAAGCAGCAGGAGGAGGGACAUGGAUAUGGACAUGGAGAUGUGAUCUGUGAGGAGCCCGAGGAGCUUGAUGCGCAUGUGAGCCGAUGGAGGUCGCUUUCUAUGGAGUCCAUCCAUGCAGACCAUCCGACCGUUCCCAAGAUUGUGCGAUCGUUGUGGUGGGCUGAGCGCGAGCACGGAGAGUGCGGCGACUUGUUUUACGAAAUGGCGGUCCGUGCGAUUGGCGAAGACCCCGCUUCGGACGAGUCGACGGGGCCGGGCUUCUGAUUGGUCUUUGGAUUCUUCACAUCCCGUCCAUCUAUCCGCCCAUCUCUCUUUGCAUCCGCACCGUUUUGUACAUAGUAAACUUUUUUUUUCUGUCCUUCUUCAUCGUUUAUUGUCUAUUGUCUAUUGUCUAUCGUCUAUCGUUCAUCAUUCAUCGUUCAUCGCUCAUCGCUCAUUUAAAUAAAACUUCAGCCGACAACAGCGGCAGCAUUUUUCGUUGACAUGGUAAUGACGAUAGAUUUGUAGUCUAUCUUGCGUAGGUCAGUUAGUGGUUUUGCUGUUUUGCUGUUUUGCUGUGCGUG
Messenger RNA from Gamsiella multidivaricata, 2251 nucleotides. RefSeq lists its product as uncharacterized. Lineage: Eukaryota; Fungi; Mortierellomycota; Mortierellomycetes; Mortierellales; Mortierellaceae. Gene Ontology annotation, molecular function: oxidoreductase activity. The transcript is spliced from 5 exons. The record is from RefSeq and is a predicted model, not a curated record. Bases 282 to 1952 code for a protein of 556 amino acids.